This is a messenger RNA of Aspergillus lentulus, 1155 nucleotides long. Its product is annotated as cutinase transcription factor 1 alpha. Gene Ontology annotation, molecular function: GTPase activity; DNA binding; zinc ion binding. Lineage: Eukaryota; Fungi; Ascomycota; Eurotiomycetes; Eurotiales; Aspergillaceae. The record is from RefSeq and is a predicted model, not a curated record. Gene Ontology annotation, cellular component: microtubule. Gene Ontology annotation, biological process: microtubule-based process; DNA-templated transcription.
AUGGGAGUUUACUUCAAGAAGACCGAGAAUAACCUCUAUGUCCCACGAGCAAUACUCACCGACUCUUGUCCGAUUACGGCGAAUCUCAUUGACUGCAGACCCAUAAUCAAAGCAUUCAGCCGGAAGAGACAGAUAUUCGGUCAGCACAGCUUUUCUAACUAUUGGGCGAAAGGAUUCUACAGUGCAGAAGGAGGCGACAUGGUGGAGAAAAUCAUCGAUAUUGUCCGCCUUGAGGUCGAAGACUGCGACAACCUCCAGGGCUUCCAGAUGACGCAAAGCAUCGCUUCUGGCACUGGAGGUGGCAUGGCCAGUCGACUCUUGGGCCGACUCGCUGAAGAGUAUCCGGAGGCAUCGCGAGCGACCUAUGCCAUAAUGCCGACGUAUUCCUCCCCUGAUGGAUGCAUGAUUAGACCCUAUAAUACCACUCUAACACUACAUUAUCUGACUGAAUUGACGGAUUUGGCGACCUUGUUCAGCUACCGAGCCAUGGACGACAAAAUCAUAAAUCAACUGAAGAUGGAUCAUUCCUUCGUACGCUACAAUCGGGUAGUAGCGGAUACUAUUCUAGGCGCAACGACCUCAUUGCGUUUUCCAAGCCACAGAGAUGUGGAUCUGAUGCAGCUUAUUGAACAUAUGGUCCCAACGCCGCGGAUGCACUUCUUAACCUCAGCAAUGAUACCGGUAUAUGGCAGCCAGGGACAUACGAAUAUGGCAGAUUUGACAAUGGCGCAAGUAGCCCAGGAACUCUCUCGAAAUAGAGUCUGGACGAUGGUGGGUAUCCAUUCCCACGAUACUGGUCGGUGCCUUGCUUACAAUGCGGCCUUCCGUGGCAAUUAUGGGUUCCAUGACACACUUACACAAUUCACUCGAGACGUCAGAGACAAAAGCAACCCAGCCUUCAUGGAGUGGAUGCCUGCUAACCCUCAUUUUUACGCCUGCACCGUUCCGACUGCUGGAUAUGAAAUUUCCGUUACAUCCACAGGAAACUUUACAUCUAUUGUAAAUGAGCUACGGAUGACCAUGGAGCACUUUGAAUCUUUGUUCAGGCGUCGGAGCUUCCUUCGCUUCUACACGGAGCAUGGGAUGGAGGAGAUGGAGUUUAUGGAAGCAGCGUUGAACAUGAAUGACUUGAUAUCUGAAUACGACAAAGCAUAA